AUGUUGAGAAAUACCCAGCUCAAAGAACUUCUCCACGGGCUAGCAAGCAUACGCUUUGACUCCAAAUAUAGCGACCUUACCAUUGUGUGUGGCGACGAAGAACACGCUGUGCACAAAUGCAUAGUUUGCCCAAGGUCGGGCUUCUUUGCCGAAGCUUGCGAUGGUGGAUUCGAGGGAUUGACCAUAAAUCGGGUUGUAUUAGACGAUGAGCCGACUCUAGUCAAGCAAAUGGUCGAGUAUCUUUAUACUCUGGACUACCACGUGGAGGUUCUUUCCCAACAAACGGAUCCUUCUCCACAAUCAAACGGAGAAGCGGGCGAGGAUAACCCGGAACAGCUCGAUGGCAUAGACGAAGAAGCAGCGACCGCAUGCAAUACCUUGUCGGUUCACAUAUCGAUGUACUCACUUGCAGACCGAAUGUGCAUCCAUGGGCUCAAGGCUCUCUCAAAGGAAAAGCUUGAAAAGGAGCUGACUCGGCGGCAGCUGGACUCGAGCACGUUCCCGCAUGCCACCCAUGAGAUAUACAAAUCAACAACUGCAAGCGACCAAGGUUUACGGGACCUGAUAGUGAAAAUUACCAUGGACAACCUUGUAUGCUUGAGAACUGGAUCGAAAACCACUGAUCCCACAGAGGCGGAAACCGGGGUGGAAUCAGGACCUGUGGCUUUUACCGACUCCCUGGUGAAAUCCGUCCCACAGUUUUCGUCUGAUUUGGCUGUGGCAAUGAUGGACAGGACGGUUGCCGACUGGAAUCGCCAUGGGAUGUGUAAGCCGAACUGGGUUCGGCAGGAUAACUAA
This is a messenger RNA of Penicillium expansum, 798 nucleotides long. RefSeq lists its product as uncharacterized. The transcript is spliced from 3 exons. Gene Ontology annotation, molecular function: protein binding. The record is from RefSeq and is a predicted model, not a curated record. Lineage: Eukaryota; Fungi; Ascomycota; Eurotiomycetes; Eurotiales; Aspergillaceae. Bases 1 to 798 code for a protein of 265 amino acids.